AAUGCUUAAGUUAAAUUCAUUUUUCCUCCUUGUUUUAUUUCUAAAACAAGUUAAUUUUAUUCAUUCUGCUAACAAUAAGGAAGAAAUAUCUGAAAAUGAUAUACCGCAACAACAACAACCUUCUAUACUUUCUCAAAAUGUGCCAAAAUUUGCUAAUGCACAAGAUUCAUCUACGGAAAUGCAACACGAAACAAAAGACAAUCUUGCUGAAGGGAAUGAUCGAAAUAAUAUAGAUGAAGGUGAUGUGGCGAAUGCUGGACAACAAUCGAAUGAUUUAAACGAGAUGAUCAAUCAAAUUAAAGAAGUGGAAAUUAAUGAACAGUUGGAGUUGAAUAACGAUUUAUCUUCCCUUAGUGAAGGAAAUCCCGAGAGCGGUAAAAGUGAAGAAAAUAUUCUUAGCACCAACCUAGUGGCGACUACAUUAACUACCCCAAUAAAAGGCAGCAAUAAUGAUGUUGAUAAUUUACCAGAGUUAGAAGUUUCAGAAUUAAUAUGGAAAACAACUGCAAAACCACCACCGGAUCCUCGAGUGUUUGACGAAAUUGAGAAAAAAGCAAAUCGAACAAUUGAAAAUAUUUCCUUACUAAAGGGAGAUGAGAUAAUUUCUCAACAAAGUGAUACUGUUGAUAGGAAUAUUUCAAAAGAAAAAAUCAGCCUCCCUGAUAAAACGUUUACAUACGCUAUACCUGAACAAGAAAAAGAAGUGGAACUAAAGUCAAGAUCAAAUGAAAGAGAAAAUAAUAACAAUGAAGAUUACUUUAAUAGGAAAAAUACACUCCAUUCAGUCGAAGAUGAAAAAACAGAUUUGCAAGUAAAGAAUCAUGAACAAUUCGAUCCCCACAACUCUCCAAAAGAGAUAGUUGCUCCACACGUAGAUCAACAUCCUUUGAAAUUAACCGAAAAGAAUGUUGGCGUGGAUGAGAUUAACAAUAAAUCGGAAGAAAGCGAAGAACAAAAGGAAAAUCAUGUGGAAGAAUUAUCCCUUUGGGAGAAGAUUUUGCUCGGUCUCCGCUGUGCAAGGCAGGAUUGUCAAGAUGCAUUUAUCAUCGAAGAACAAGAUGAACAAUCAAAUAAACAGAGAUUAAUCAAAGGAUGGAAAAUAACGAGAGCGCGGCGAGAUUUUGUUUGUCCAUGCAAAAAUAUUCCCUUGUGA
Meloidogyne enterolobii is the source of this 1153-nucleotide messenger RNA. The record is from the annotation of a GenBank genome assembly. NCBI's taxonomy places the organism in Eukaryota, Metazoa, Nematoda, Chromadorea, Rhabditida, Meloidogynidae.